AUGGACCCAAAACAGAGAAAAAAGUCUUAGGAGGAGAUUGUAUAAAUACCUCAAAGGAAAGCAUAACGAGUAGCUGGAAUACAGUAAUCUUCAGGAGCACAGCAUAUCUAUGAGACUUAUGUCUAAUGUCAAAAAUAAUAACAGAGAUCAGAUAUUAUUUUUAUUGUUAUGUGUUUGAAACUCCAUUUUGUUUUCAGUUUUUUGAAUGAUGCUUAACUGUAUUAGAAUAUCUUAACAAAAGGAAUCAUUUAGCUAGUUAGAUGUUUUAUUGCAAAUUAUAGAAAGGACAAUCUAUUAUCAAAUAAGGAGAUGGUGCCAAUGCAUUCUUUAUCUUAGGUAAUAAGUUGCUGUGACAUUUAGAAAAGGGUAAAAUAUAAGUAUUCAUUAAUGGACAGGCCAAAAAACAAUUGAUAUCAGGAAAUGGAUUGGGUGAACUAGCUUUAUUAUAUGAUGCGCCAAGGUAAUUGAUUUAAUCGAUUUUUAGGAGUGCCACAUGCACUGCGUUAGAGGAUUGCUAUUUAUGGGGUAUAGAUAGAGCUACAUUUCGAAGAACAGUUGAACAAAUUAUGAAAAGCGAAUAUGAGAGAAAUAGAAAAUAUUUGGAAAAUGCAACAUUUUUUAGUAAUUUUAAGUUUCAAUUAUAAGAUCAUUUAACAAAAGAGUAGAAGGAUGCUAUUGGCGGAGUGUUGAUUUCUUAGAAAUUUUAGACUAAUUAAAUCAUAGUUAAUAAGGGAGAUUAGGCAGAUUCGCUUUUUAUAAUAGCUGAGGUGAGGAUUUAUUUUCAAAUAAGGGCAAAGUCGGUGUGUAUACAGACGAUGGGCUAUUGAUUAGAACGUUAUCCAAGGGGGAAUAUUUUGGAGAAAACGCUCUAAUGCAGGAUAAUUGUGUGAGGGGAUUAACAGUGAAAGCAAUUGAAGAAUCACGACUUUUGGCUUUGGGGAGAGAAACCUUAACUAAAAUAUUGGGUGAUGGAGUGUAAAUGAUAAUUUAUAAGAAUCAAUGCAAAUGGAUUCUGCAGCAGUCUAAAAUUAAUUUAAUAAUUUAAACAGAUUAAUUUUUGGAUUUAUUAACAAUAAGAAAAUUGAAAAAAGGGGACAUAAUUAUUAACAAAGGUUAAUAACAUGGAGAAUUGAUUAUUGUGAUCGAUGGAAAAGUCAGUGAUGUAAUGAUAUGAAUAUAUCAAUAGUCUAAUUAAAAUUCGGUUUGCGAGAAGGGCAAAAUCUUAUUGGAUAAAACAGUGGAAUCCAAUGGAACCCAUGAUUAGGAUUAUUUUAUGUUAGAAGAUGGCAUAAUAGCAGCCAUUGAUUAUAAUAUAGUAAAAAAAUAGUUUGGUGAAUAAGUAAACAUAAUACUAAUAUAUUAGUAACAAAUAUUGGAAGUAUAUACCUAAUAGGCUAAUAAUUAAGUUAAUAAAGUGAAGGAUUAUUCAUUAGAAGAUCUGAACUAUUUAAAAACUUUAGGGUGUGGACAAUUUGGAAUGGUUUAUUUGUGCUAGUUUAAGAAUGAAUAAUCAUUAUUUGCAUUAAAAAUAAUGACAAGAGCAAAUAUCAAGUAGUUUGGGAUAGGGAAACAUGUCGCUAAUGAGAGAAGAGUGUAAUCCAUUUUAGAUCACCCUUUAAUUAUGCGUUUCUUUCGAUCAUUCAAAGACGAUAAUAAUAUCUACUUGUUAAAUGAGUACAUUCCUGGAAUUGAACUAUUCGAUGCUAUUCGAGAAAUUGGAUUAUUAAAUAAAAACGAUUCGUAGUUUUAUAUAUCUUAGAUGAUAUUGCAAACAGAAUAUUUACAUACAGUUCAUUAAGUAAUGUAUAGAGAUUACAAACCAGAAAAUCUUAUGGUUGAUGAUACUGGUUAUUUGAAAUUGAUAGACUUUGGAACUGCAAAAUUAAAUUAACCCGGAUAGAAAACAUUCACUAUCAUUGGCACUCCACAUUAUAUGGCACCAGAAGUGAUAAGUGGAAAAGGAUAUAAUUAGAUGGUUGAUUUAUGGAGUGUUGGAGUUAUCCUCUAUGAAUUUGUCUGCGGUGGUUUGCCUUUCGGAGAAGAUGCAGAAGAUCCCUUUGAAAUCUACAAGGAAAUCACUAAGAAACCUUUAUCCUAUCCCUCUUAUAUGUCUGAUAAGUCUGCGAAGGUUUUUAUUGAACAAUUGCUCAACCGUAUACCUGAACUACGCUUAGGAGGAUCAUAUUAGACUUUAAAGUAACAUGCUUGGUUUAAGGACUUCCAAUGGGAUGUUUUGAUUACCAAGAAACUCAAACCAGUCUAUAAACCAUCUGCCAAUAAAAUCAUAACGAAUGGGUAGGUUUAAUUGAUGAAAAGGUUACCAUUAUUUGAAUAGAUGCUUAAAGAUGCAUAAUACUUCAAAAAACAAUAACCUAAUCCCAAAGAUAGUGAAUGGGAUAAUGAAUUUUGA
This is a messenger RNA of Paramecium octaurelia, 2410 nucleotides long. The record is from the annotation of a GenBank genome assembly. Lineage: Eukaryota; Ciliophora; Oligohymenophorea; Peniculida; Parameciidae.